UCCUGGAAGCUUUGUUACGAACAUUUUAUUUUGGAGUAACACUGUUUGCCAUAAACCAAAACAUCACGAAAAACUUUAUGUAGUUUGUAUUUUAUUAUAUUUUGUGAAAUUGGAGUUAGAAUUUGCGUACAUCUACAUCUGGUAAAAUGUUAUUUUGAACACAUAAGUAUGGCGCUUGGUUUGAAUGCGACACAUAGACUGGUUAGCUAGCAUGCUACCUGUUCUAGUUUGUCGCGAACGGCAUUAGCUCGUUUUUUUCUUUCUACUUUUCUACAUAAACUUGUACUUGAAAAAAACUUAGCGAGUUAAUUAUUAUGUUGACAUAGUAAAUAAUAAUAGUAAUUCACUAAUAAGUCUCUUAGCCGUUUAGCAGCAGAAUUAUUGUUGUGGUAACAUGCAGCUAUGUUGCCCAACUGGCCAGGUUAACAGUUCUUGGUUAAAUUAACUCGAUGACGCCCAAAAAUAAGAUUGCUUAGCGAGGUGACCAGUUGUGUUAAACCCGUCACAUAUAAAACAAUAGUCAUGACUGUUGUUACUAUUAAAAUUAUUAAAACUAUCGUUUAUUUGGUUACACAAUUUCACAGAACUCUGCGUCGAUAUAUUGUUUAGUUAGUAAUUAACCAUGGCCUUUACUAUCGGCAGAAUGAAUAUUGGUGAUACCUGGUGUUGUAUGCUUCAUAGUGUUUUAUUUUUGUUGCAUUAAAUAGGCGAAGAAGUAUGCAUAAAGUUGCAUGUGGAGAUGACGAAGCUCUGCUAUGUAAAUGACCCCGAGCGUGGGAGUUUUAGGCGUGGAUAAUAUUGUGGUGUCAGAUCCAGCAGUAUUCCACCCAAAGGAAGUACAUAGGCAGGUGGUGUGGGAAAGACAACAGUGCUGACCCACUUUCGAGUUAUACAUCUCAUUUCUCGCAUCCUUACCUUACUGAAAGGGCAGAAAAAUAAGCAACAUUUUAGCAUUUGUUAUGAAUAAUUUGACUGUUCUUUGCUUGAGAUUAUAGAAUUACCUCGCCUUGUGUUUCAUAUUUUCCAAGCAGGGGACACUGGAAACAAAGUGAUAGCUUGUGCUUUCCUAGUUUUGUGCUAUAGCAUAAAUUAUUCUAUGUUCUGCAUGCAGUUGAUUAAUAUCUGGCCACUAAAAUGGAUAUGAUCACUUUCCCAGUCAUAUUGUGUGUCUAAGACCUGUAUGCCACCGCUGAACCUUUCUGUAUAAUUUGAAUGAUUGUGCUGAGCACACAGCCAAACCGAAUGAGGCAAUUUUAUACAUCUUUAGAUGUCUCUUAGAUGGUCUAGGUGUCUUUUUAACAAUUUGGGGCAAGUCCCAAAUUACACAAGAAAUAUGCAGAAAAUAACCCCUGUUACAUGGACCGGUUGUCGCCUGAUCCCUGAGGACCCAAGAGUGGAAAAGGAAAGGGAGAAAAUGUGAUUAUACAUAUUUAAGAAUCCCCCAUCUUCGCAUGGCAGGAUGGCCGUCCCCUCCACAUCGCAUUUGGCCAUCCACUCCAAAACACACAAGGACACCAUCUUGAACAAAUUCGAUAAGCUGAGGAAGAAGGAGCUGCUUUGUGACAUAACGCUGAUCGUGGAAGAUGUCCACUUUAAGGCCCACAAGGCUCUGUUGGCUGCAAGCAGUGAAUAUUUCUCCCUGAUGUUCACCGCCGAGGGCCACGUCGGCCAGUCCAUAUACAAAUUGGAUGGCAUGGCCGCGCAGAUCUUCGGCACCGUGCUGGAGUUCAUUUACAGCGCCAGUGUGUCUGUGGAGGAGAACGCGACCGAGCAGCUCCUGGCUGUGGCCCGGCUCCUCGAGGUCAGUGACCUGGUGAAGGCGUAUGCUGAUUCUCAGAGCACCGUCCCAGCCUGUGAUUCUGCGAAGCCUACCGGUGACCCCGGAGCGGGCUUAGAAAAGCCCAAACGCAAGAGGGGUCGGCCAAGAAAAAAUGUGACCGUUCCGGAGAUGCCAGGGGCACUAGCACCUGAGUUAAACAUCGGAGCACAAGCCAGUCCAAAGGGCGACAGGAGUGAUCCGGCUGCUCUCGGCUCUAAGGACAAUGGCGAGGCGAAGGCCGAGGGAGACGUGGCGGAGCGGGAAGCCAGCAUGGAGUUUCCUCAAGACACAGAUGCCGACUACGACCCCAGAGCGGGACGCAGCCGAUACAGUAAACGCAAAAUUAAGCCACCAACCAAGUUAAGAGGGUAUCGCGUUGGGGACGACUCAUCAGAGUCUGGAGAGCCCGGAAGAAGAGGGAGAAGGCGGAAAUACCCCAACACAGAGGCCCGCUGCGAGGACUGUGGGAAGGUCUUCAAGAACCACCUCUUUUUAAAGAUACAUCAAAGGACUCACACAGGCGAAAAGCCCUUCCGAUGUUUUGUGUGCUCAAAGGGAUUCACACAGAAGCACACGCUGCUGGUCCAUCAGCGCAUGCACACGGGGGAGAAGCCCUUCAUCUGCACCGUCUGCUCCAAGGCCCUAUCCACCAAACACUCCUUGCUGGAGCACAUGAACCUGCACACAGAGCAGAAAUCAUUCAGCUGCGAUCAGUGUGGGAAGACGUACAGUCAGAGGAGGCAGCUGAAGAGCCACUACAGGGUGCACACAGGUAAACCUUUACCAGAGUGUGUGCACUGCCAUCAUAAAUUCAUGGAUGCGGCUCAACUUAAGAAACAUUUGAGGACACACACUGGGGAGAAGCCUUUCACCUGUGAGAUUUGUGGGAAGUGCUUCACAGCCAAGAGUUCCUUGCAGACCCACAUCAGGAUCCACAGGGGGGAAAAGCCUUAUGUGUGCAGCAUCUGUAAUAAGUCUUUCUCAGAUCCUAGUGCAAGAAGGCGUCACGUGGCUUCCCACACGGGAAAGAAGCCCUUCACAUGCCCUUUCUGCAGCCUGUCUUACGCCCGCUUGGACAACCUCAAGGUUCACACCAAGACCCACAACAAGGAGAAGCCGGUAGAGGCCCCCGAACCCGCGGCCACGGAGGUGGUCAGUGCCGGAGCCGAGGAGGUCCGUAGCAUCCUGCAGCUCCAGCAGUAUCAGCUGCCGGCCUCGGGGGAGCAGGAGAUCCAGCUGGUGGUCACCAGCGAGGUGGACAACAUCAACUUCGUGUCCGGGCAGGAGCAGGACAUCAGCAUCAUCACGAGCGAGGCCUCUGAGGGCAUGGGGGCCCUGCUGGGGCAGCCCCCUCAGCAGGUGCCGAACCUGGCUCUGGUCGCUUCCGGGGAGCCGGCCCAGCAGAUCCAGGCCAUCGGAGUUCUGGAGGGCCAGCCCGAGCAGAUGCAGGUCAUCACCCUGACCCGGGAGGCCAUGGAGCACCUGCAGGCUCAUCACGGGCCGCCCCAGCCCCUGCCCGUGGCGCCGCGGGCUGUGCAGCACCUGCACGUGAUGCAGCAGCAGCCCCUCCCGCAGCUGCCCGUGGCCCGCGAGGCCCUGGCCCAGUCGGUGGCCAUCGACCGGGAGCAGCAGGCUCAGGCCAUCCACAUCAGCGGCCAGAGCACCCAGCCCAUCUCCAUCAGCCAGACCACGGAGCAGAUCCCCAGUCACCAGAUCCAGGGGCAGACGUUCCAGAUACAGGCAGGUACUGUGUCCUACCUCUACACCACCAGCCUGGCGCCGCAGAACUGAAAGAAGCUCUUCGGUGCUCUCUAGUGACUCACCAAAAUACCUGAGCUGUCGCCCUUCGCAAAAUGAGUCCUUGUUUCUAUGAAGACCUUUUCAAUGUAUUUUUGUAGAGAUUUGUACUUCUUGAUAACAACCCCCAUUUGAACAGAGUAGUAUUCAAUUAAAAAAAUAUAUAAAGCAAAUUGACUAAGCAUGUCUAAGGCUGGUGAGGAAGCCCAUCCAUUAGUGGCCUGCAGAUGUGUCAUUUUCUCUCUACCUCAGCCGUCACUCAUUUUAGCAAAGCUUUUAGUCGUGGAUGUGAGUUCACCUGGUGCCCCUGAUGGACACCGUGCCCUCUGUGGGCGAGCAUCUCCUGCCCCUCAUCUAAGCAAGAUGGAGAUGCUUUGGAGUCUUUGUGGAAGUUGACCUGUACAUUUUUGAUGUCUGUAAAUCAGAUAAAAGAUGAACUAAA
Paramormyrops kingsleyae is the source of this 4058-nucleotide messenger RNA. RefSeq names its product zinc finger and BTB domain containing 24 (gene zbtb24). Gene Ontology annotation, molecular function: DNA-binding transcription factor activity, RNA polymerase II-specific; protein binding. Gene Ontology annotation, cellular component: nucleus. Gene Ontology annotation, biological process: regulation of transcription by RNA polymerase II. Lineage: Eukaryota; Metazoa; Chordata; Actinopteri; Osteoglossiformes; Mormyridae. The record is from RefSeq and is a predicted model, not a curated record.